Aspergillus oryzae RIB40 is the source of this 1080-nucleotide messenger RNA. Its product is annotated as HET domain-containing protein. The transcript is spliced from 2 exons. Bases 1 to 1080 code for a protein of 359 amino acids. The record is from RefSeq and is a predicted model, not a curated record. NCBI's taxonomy places the organism in Eukaryota, Fungi, Ascomycota, Eurotiomycetes, Eurotiales, Aspergillaceae.
AUGGAAUAUCCAGUCGGAUUAGAGGAGGAGUUCUUGAUAGAAGAAUGGCGCUAUUGGGGAGAGCGAGGGGCACGACGAUGGCUUCGGCUGGCAGACCAAAAGGGUGAGGAGGGACUUGAGCGAGGGGAUCGUCAAGAGCUCCGAGAGGUUCUUCAAGAAGUGGCUGGAGAGCGAUGGCGGGAGGUAGCACAGGAGAUAUCUAACCAGGGAUAUUGGGAGCAUCUCCAGCAAAGAGAGGGAAUUCGCGAGCGACUGGGUGAGCGGCUUGUGCGAUGGGCGGAGGAAUCCUGGGCUUCUCAAACAGAUGAUGAAGUAGUGAACUCGUUUGAGUCCCAGCCCCAGCUCCAGUCACGUCUCAUUGAUCAUUUCCGUCAACUUCCUCUUUUCGGUAAACCGGAAUCUUCUGUACCCCCUAUUGAUCGGUUUGAGCUUAUCCGCAUAUGGCUGAGGAGCUGUGAUCAAGGUCACCGGGAUUGUCGUGCAGAGAGUAGCAAUCAUCAUCCUUCAAGGGUUAUAUCUGUUCGACAGGAUGAUGCCAACAGGUUGCAGUUGCUUGAGCUUGAAUGCGGUAUUGAGUAUGUGGCCCUGUCUUAUUGUUGGGGUAAUAAACCACAAGAGCAAAAGCCGUAUCUUACAACAGAUGAGAACUUUCAGAGUCGAAAAGAUAAAGGCUUCGAUUUUAAUGAUCUUCCAAAGUUAUUCCAAGAUGCAAUCACCGUGACUCGAGAACUUGGAAAGAGAUAUCUCUGGAUUGAUGCCCUUUGUAUAAUCCAGGGGAACAAAGAGGACUGGCAAAACGAAGGUACCAAAAUGGAACAUAUCUUCGCUUCUGCAUACUGUACACUUGCACCGAGUUCCGCGUUUGAGUGGAAAGAAGGCUUUCUCAAGACAUACCGGGAUCGAAAGCCUGGCGUGUCACUUUGUGGUCCCAGCCCUGUAAAGUAUUUUCGUCGACUUGUGGAUGACGGCCCUCUAAAUAAACGGGCAUGGGUACUUCAAGAGCGGGUACUUUCUCGUCGAACAGUCUUCUUUACAUCAUCAGCCUGUCAGAUCUUCGACCAAGUAUUUUCUGCUAACUAA